Clonostachys rhizophaga is the source of this 681-nucleotide messenger RNA. The record is from the annotation of a GenBank genome assembly. NCBI's taxonomy places the organism in Eukaryota, Fungi, Ascomycota, Sordariomycetes, Hypocreales, Bionectriaceae.
AUGAGGAACUUGAGUCCUCAAGGGCCUACGGCUCCGAAAGGCUUCUUUGGCUUGCCAGCGAAGGUACACCAACGCAUUUAUGAGAGUGUACUCAUUUUGGCGCACCCAAUCUAUCUUUUUCAUGGCCAAGGAUCGCAAGUAGAGGUAUUUGCGCCAGAGAAACCACGAAAAUGGCUCGCGCUCUUUCAGACCUGCCGGCAAAUGCACAAGGAGGCUAGCGCGGUCCUCUAUGGCUCCAAUAUCUUCAAUCUCGUGGACACAACGGAGAAGCAACCCGACCUGCUGCAUUCGUUUCUUACAUCCAUUGAGUCUUUGAAUUCCGGUGCCCUUAAGCACUUGUGUAUCCAAUUUCCUGGCGUGGAGAAUACGCAGGAUCGUGCUCGGCGAUGUAAGCUAGCGGAAGAAAGCCCCCGCAGUCUGAGUCUUCCCCAGCAGGAAUGUAUUCGCUUAAACUUAAAGACACUCGAAGUCUUCCUUGAUAACCUGAAGACGAGUGAUCUGGCCCAGUUAAUAGAGAACGACCCAACUUUAGCUACCGAGGCAUUGUCACAAAUUGAUGCGCAGCUGAACGCAAUUAGCUCCCUGGUACAUAUUAUUGUCAGAGUUUAUGACAAGAACCUGAACCCGUCAUUGGAGCUAUCCAUGAAAGAGCUUGGUUGGACCGUCUUACGUGGCGACUGA